Nematostella vectensis (starlet sea anemone) is the source of this 3943-nucleotide messenger RNA. Its product is annotated as kinase suppressor of Ras 2. The coding region runs from base 149 to 2074 and encodes 641 amino acids. Gene Ontology annotation, molecular function: ATP binding; protein kinase activity. The record is from RefSeq and is a predicted model, not a curated record. Gene Ontology annotation, biological process: protein phosphorylation. Lineage: Eukaryota; Metazoa; Cnidaria; Anthozoa; Actiniaria; Edwardsiidae. The transcript has 14 exons.
UUAGCAUUUCGCUGUGUUUGUUACGAUCGCACAAGCUCGAAUUUUUUGCGCAAAGAAGUUAGCUCGGAUAUUUCGGAUCUAAAUCAAAACUAGGCUUUGAAAUCAUGCUUUGCUUACGAUAAAAUAACCUCUGUCCAUGGAAUAAGCGAUGCAAGAGCCGUCUCACAGUUUCGCCAAGUCAAUUCUAUGUCGCAGGUCGUGUGACGCUUGCAGACGUGUUAUAAGGUUUUGGGGGGUUAGGUGUAAAGAUUGCAAUUUAAAGUGUCACAGGAAAUGCUACGCAGCCUCUUUUUCACCGUGUAGUACUACACGGCGACCUCGCAGGUCUACAUGCCAAGUUCGCUUGUGGAGAAGAAGUCAUUUUGGAAAAGAUGUUAAAAGACCUUCGGAUACCGGACGCGGCCUGGCUCAAAUGCGAGAAAAUCAGAACAUUUUACCUCGAAAAUACACGGACGCCAAGGGCAGGAUACGCCAAAAAUUGAUCAAUGGACUGUACGAUUCAUUUUGCUAUAGUCCAAGACAGGCUCUAGACCUGUAUCCAUCUGUAAACACUCAUGCAACAACAAAAGCGACGGUGCACAGGCAGCAGGCCGACUCCCCGCUUGCCUGCUCACCAGCAAGAUACACAAGAGAUGGGGACCUUAUGCACGAUAGCCCUCGUAGAUUUACUUCUCCCGCACACGAACAGUAUCUCCCAUGUCCACAUGCGUGGACCAGAACAUACUCUUGUUCCAGCAGAACAUCGAACAUCACUUCAUUCACGGGCUCGUCGGGGUAUUCAUCCAUGCCGGCAUCUUGCCCGUCUUCCGCGAACUCUCACAGAAGCUGCUCACCGACACCAGACUUCUCGAACAUUCGGUCGCUUACUGCGACGUUAGAGCGAUACAAUGUGGAAGAGGAGCUGGAAUUAGUUGAAGAUGAGGAGUAUACAAGUACGGGAGACUGGAGAAAGGCUUUCUCGACCUAUAGUUUGCCUGCUACCUGGCCGCUCACGAGGAAAAACACAUCGAUCAAGGAAAACACGAGGCGAAUAGUCUCAGUUGACAAUUGUCAGACGAGCAGUGAACGACGGGAGUACAUGCGCCUAUUCCCUCCAUUUGACGAAAACGAUGAGGAGAACAUUAUAAAGAAAUCGUUGAAAGAAUGGAACAUCCCCUAUUCUGACCUACAGUUCGGCGACAAGGUUGGGAUUGGUCCCAAGGGUCAUGUGUACAAGGGGAGAUGGCACGGAGAGAUCAUGAUUCACACGGUCAAGAAAUCCUCUAAGAUAGACCUCGAGGAAUUUCUCAAAGAAGUGUCCCUGCUGAGCAUGAUCCGUCACGAGAACGUCGUGUUGUUCAUGGGCGCGUGUCUCGAGCCGCCCAACCUCGCCUUUAUCACCAGCGUUCGCCGCGGCCUUUCGCUGCACACCCACCUGCACGUUCGCCGGGAUUUCUUCCCCCUCGCCACGCGUAUCAGCAUCGCUCGUCAAGUGGCGCAAGGGAUGAGCUAUCUCCACGCCAAGGGCAUCAUUCUGCCCAGACUCAAUUCCAUGAACGUCUUCCUCGAGUCAAAAGUCAAGCUCUGCGUCACGGGCUACACUGGAAGGAAACUGAUAGAGAGUAGGCAUGGUUACGCUAGUCUGCCACGUGGGCACCUGACCUAUGUCCCCCCCGAGCACAUGCGGAAGAUCUCAUGGUCUGAGAACGAGCUGGAACUCGUGCAAUGCUGUAAUUCCUCUGUCAAGACCAAUGUCUAUGUGUUUGGCACUCUCUUGUACGAGAUCAUGACUGGUCGGUGGCCCUUCUCGCACUUUCCCGUGGAAAGCAUUAUCUGGAUGGUCGGCAAAGGCAAGAAGCAGUGUCUGAGACACGUCAAGUGCCCGGAGAAAACAAAGAAUUUGAUCAGGGAAUGCUGGAGCGACAAUUCCGAAGAUCGACCAGACUUUGCUAAAAUUGUACAGUUCUUUCAAGAGCAUAAUAUCUCUCAUGAAUGUUCAAACAAGCGAAUCACCGGAAGUCACUCGGAACCGGAGAAGAUUCACAUGGUUGGACGUCAAUCAAGUAAACUGUCAUUCAGCACCGCGCCGCUAUAGUGCUGUCAAUCAAGCAAUUAUCGUUCACAUAAACGCGUUGCCAUAGUACCAAAAACUGUCAAUAGAAAAGCCCGUUGACGAAUUGACAAUAGGCGACUUGCAGUAAGAAAUCACUUUUUGGGUGACACUCACACGCAGGCCCGUAGCCAGGAUUGUGAGCGGAGGAGGGCUCGCUUACCCCUUUUUAGCGAACUCUUUACUUUUAGGUAGCUCGACUUAGCUCGUGGCUGCACUUAAUUUUCCUUUAUUAGAGCGGACCUUCCAGUCGAGUGUGUGUGUGUGUGUGUGUGUGGAGGGAGGGGGGGGCUCUUCCGAACACCCAACCCCCCCCCCCUGGCUACGGGUCUGGCACGUACUCAUCCGGCUUUUGGCGUCAAACAAACAGCAUCUUAUCCAGUGCUUACGGAUCAGCCAGAAAGUGUCUUUGUCAGGAAGGGCUUAUUUUCAUUGAAAUGUUUUCUCUUUGUCAUCUCUGGCGUGACGACGCAGCCAUUUCUGUUUGUUUUGGCGCGAGUCUGCCACCCAAAAUGUCACGUGAUCUGCUAGUGCAAGUCGCCUGUUGAGCUGUCAAUCAGAUGAGGAUGUCGCUAUGGAGAUGUACCUCGAUAUCCAUCAACCGCCAGAGAGAUAAAUGUGAUAAGACAUUCCUAUAACGUUCCUCCUGCGAGAUAUAGAUAAAAACGUACACAACCCUUAUGGGCUCAACACCCUUUAGGUGCUCGCGGAAUUUGUAAAAAAAAAAAUAAUCUAAAAAAAAAAACAAGGCUUGCCUAGAAGCGAAUCCAUGUAGUUUUUUGCGCAUGGAUAUUUGUAAAGUUUUAGUGAUCACUAGUUUAUAGGUUUUUGUAUUUCAUAGAUGUAACGUGUAAGCAAUGCAACGCCCUUAUUUUAAAGAACUUCUAUGUUUUUUUUUUGAUAAACUAGAAAAUGUUCGCGGCUCCAUAAGUUUCUUACUUCCCAAACAAGGUAAAUAAGAUAUUUAAUACACAGCGUUUUGAAGGAGUUGUUCGCAAAGUGUUGGGAUGUACAAUAAUAACCAUCGCUCUUAGCAUCGUACCUGUACGAGCGGACCAUUGGAAAAGUAAAGGGGGCAGGUUUCAGUCGUGCAGUUUUAUUUUGUCUCCGAGACGUGCAUUAUUUUUUUAUCGCUAUAUGCAUUUUCUUUCUGUCUGGUUUUGGCUGCAUGCUUUUUUUUUUUUGACCAGGCUUUCAUCGUAUAUGAAUUUGUUUGUUCGCUUACCCCCCCCCCUCCCCUUCACUUUUCUAAUUGUCCGUACCUAUUGAUAAUAACAAUACAAGGUAACACAUGCUGUCGAACGCAAAAUACCGUUUCUAAAUUGAACAUAAUAGUUCUGGAUCAGCGGUAUAUUCAUUUGCAAGCUGUAUGAGACAAGCGCAGGUCGCUAAGCUUCUGGUCCGGUUUCAGAGGUAGGAAAGACACCCGGAAUAUCCAUACAGUUUACGUUACGCGGGAUGCACUGGUACAAAAGACACCCAGUGUUCCAUGCAGUUUAUGUUCGCCUAUACGCCACGCCUUAAGCUGAGAAUAGAACCAUAAAUAAGGCUCUUGAUAUGAAAGACGUUAAUAACAUACAUAGCAUGUGACGUGAAAGGUCACGUGACACGUAAUUUGUGACGUGCAAUGCUGCGUGACAUGUUACGUGACAUGAGACGUCAGAUGUGACGUGAGCUAUAUAUUUUGAACGUGAAAUGUGUUAGGGUUUGACUGGGGCUUCUACAAUCUACCAAUACAUGUAGACUCUCAUUGCAUGAUGGCAUCAGUGUGGUGUUGGUUUUGUACAACUUGCCAUAAAUCACCAUUAUCAUGAUCGAUCGUUAUUUAAUUAAAAAUUAUAGUUAUGAUUAUUA